AAAUAUAUACGCAUGAAAUUCUAAAAAAUACAUAAAAAUAUUUAACUAAAUGAUUACUAAGAAUAGUAGUAAGCGGAUCGCGGGAUGUGGAUCUGAUGUAAGCGUAUCAAUCUUACCCUUUUUCUUGUUUUUUUGACACAUUUGGAAGUUAUUCAACAAUAAUUUGUGUAGGAUCAUGAUGAGAUUGGUUUAGUCCCUAAAUGGAUGUUAUUGCCGAUUGUCGACAUUCCAGUUCCACUUAAUUUUAAACUUAAUUUGAUAAAAAAUUUUAAAUAACAACAAGUAAGAAAUUUAUCUUCAGCCGUGACCGAAUCUGUUACACCCUUCACCGUGAUGCUAAACAAGAGGAAAAGAACUAAAUUGUCCUACUCCAUAAUAUUAAGCGUGCGCGGCUGAUUUUUCUAUUUUCCGAAUGAAAGUCAAAAUUUAUUUGGCGUAUGUGUUGUACAUUAUGAGUAAAAAGCAUGAAACCCGGGAAACAAAGGUCGUUUUUGUCAAAGCGUUUCCAACACCCAGAAGGAAGCUUGUAAAACUCCAUAAACGUCCAAAUGCACACACAUCUUAUAAAACAUACAAAGCUUAUAGAGUGUAUACCACUGCCGACCAAUCUCUUUACCACUGUCGAUUCGGUAUUCACCUAGACGUGCCCGUUUGGGGGUUGUCCAUCUUUUCGUCUGUCCGUUUGUUCGUUUGCCUAACUGCGUAGCAUUUGCAGUAAAUUUUCUCCGCUACGCAAAAAUGAACAUAUAGCCCAUAAAUUUGCUAAAAUAUUUCAAAAUGACUUAAACCGGUAAAAGGGUAGACUUAGAACGCACCAAAAUCUGAACACUUGCUUCAACAGGUACACGUAACAUCAAUUUCUGCCUUCAUUGUACAAAAAUAGAUUAAAUCUGCUACGUCCGCCCAACAUUAUAGACUAUAAAAAUUUAUUUUUUUGUUUCUUUUAGUCUUUUUUAGGAUAACGGUGAUGGAUAUAAAAGAUUCGCUCACAACCGAAUAUAAUUGUCUUACUUGUAUAUUAUUGGAGAGGUUAUGUUGAAUUUGGGCAAGAUUUGAACUAUUGGAAUGACAGUUAAGUUCUGUCGAUUUUGUCCAUUAAACUCUGGUAGUUUGACAUGAACUACAGUUACGUGUGACUCCGAGGUAUCUUAUCUAAAGAAUUAUGAAAUAGUUCGGAAUAGUUCAAGCGUUCACUGCAGGAAAACUGCGCACUUAAACGAUGGCAUCUAAUCAGGUGAACUCAAUAGAGUCCUUGCUACUACCUUGUUAUAACCACUUCCUCCACCUUUCAAGUACUAUGAAGCAUUUGGCAGAAAUUGAUCACGCCAUGCACCUAACAUUCACGCGGGAUACGUUUUUGUUUAAUCUCGUUCUCGAGCUGCAUUUCACUUUCGAUUUUCUAGAUUUGUUUUACAUUCAUUAGUCUUGGGACUUCAUCCAAGAAGGAAAAAGAAAACUAAACAACCUGAAUUUCUUCUUUUUCUUCAGUCACUUGGUAGCUUUAUGAGGGAGCGCUUUCGUGCGAUCGUAUGGUUUAAGUACUUUGGCAGUUGUGAACAAAUUGCCAAAUUCAGUUUGCAGCCAAUAUAAAUAUCUUUAUCGGCACUGAACGUAACCCAAGUCCAUUCGUGAUAAAAAAUAUUUUUUAAAUUUAAGAAAAAUAAGCAUGUUUAGAUCUUAGAAAAACAUAAUUUUUCUUCAUUAGCCCUUGAUAGAUGGCGAACAGCCAGGGAUCUGAUUCAAGUCAAGUAUUGUUUCUCUCUUAUUUUAAAUGUAAUUUUUUAUUAAAUUAAGAAUAAAAUUGCUUCGUCAAAAAAAAAGCCGCAGAGAAAAAUUACCAUUUAAAAAUUUAUCCUUGCGGGCUGAGAAAACAUUGCCUAAGAUGGUCAAGAUGCAGCUGUUUUUAAAUCUGGCAUUAAUAACGUCAAUGUUUACGUUCAAUCUAAUGCAACUAAUUGAAGCAGCUCUUUACAAAGAUGACCCUUGCUAUACGAAAUCUGAAGUUGGUUUAUGUAAGCCUUGGGCAGAAUGUCCAACAAUUAAGAACUUGCUUGAAAGCGGUGCAUAUAAACUAGAGGAAGUAGAGAAUUGUGGUUACGAAGUUAAGGAGGAGAUAAUAUGCUGCCCUAAGCUGAAAACGGAUGUCAAGAUAUCUGAUACCACUGAUCGUACGGGUGUAACUAUAAGACGGACUAACAUUUCAGAGAGUGGCAACAGCGAAAGAGCGGCGGUAAGAGCCUGUAAGAAACUGGAAACUCGUGAACAACCUGCUCACUUGACUCCUCACAUAUUGGAAGGUGUGCCAGCUGCAUUAGGCGAAUUUCCACAUAUGGCCGGGAUAGGUUAUAGUCGCAGCAUCGGCGACGAUAGCCCCCCUUACAUUGUACGUUGCGGUGGUGCUCUCAUCAGUGCACGAUUUGUACUUACAGCUGCUCAUUGCGUUGCGUCAAGGGAUAACGUUCCGAAAGCUGUUGUUUUGGGUGUGGUAAAUUUUAAUGACCCUGAAGAAAUGAGUGCAGCGCUGCAAAUUAAAAUAAAGGAAACUCAUAUACAUGACAAUUAUACAUCAAGUACCACCUACAAUGAUAUUGCGUUGCUUGAGCUCGAACAGGACGCAGAAUAUUCAGCAUUCGUUUAUCCUUCUUGUUUACAUAUCGACGAAAAUGAUCCUUCAGAAAGUGAAACUCUUCUCGUGACCGGUUGGGGCACCGUUAAUACUGCGACUCGUGCCUCCUCUGACAUCUUACUGAAGGUUAGUUUGGAUAUAAAACCUUUAGCGAGCUGCAACGAAAUUUUUGCGAAGUAUGGUUCAGAUCGUCGUCUGACCCAAGGUGUUGUCAAAACAUUACUAUGCGCAGGAGAUAAGGAAGCCAAAAAAGAUGCAUGCUCCGGGGAUUCCGGUGGCCCUUUGAAUUUAGUGAUAGAUGAAUCUUAUCGUCAGUAUCGCAUCGUCGGCAUAGUAUCGUCCGGUUUCGGUUGUGGUACUUCAAUACCAGGUUUAUAUACUAGAGUAGCGUUAUUUCUUGAUUAUAUUGAAAAAAUUGUAUGGCCAGAUGGUGUGGUUUAAAGAUUCGCAUGACGCAUAAAACAAGAUUGAAAAUAUAUGCUUAAUAAUAAAAAUAUAUAUUUUUUUUG
Molecule: messenger RNA, 3135 nt
Organism: Glossina fuscipes
Lineage: Eukaryota; Metazoa; Arthropoda; Insecta; Diptera; Glossinidae
Product: serine protease persephone
Exons: 8
Coding region: 1883-3067 (394 amino acids)
Biological process (GO): proteolysis
Molecular function (GO): serine-type endopeptidase activity
Source: RefSeq, a predicted model, not a curated record